Messenger RNA from Spirodela intermedia, 1354 nucleotides. Lineage: Eukaryota; Viridiplantae; Streptophyta; Magnoliopsida; Alismatales; Araceae. The record is from the annotation of a GenBank genome assembly.
AUGACGACCGCCGCCCGGCCGACCUGGGCGCCCGCGAAGGGCGGCAACGAGCAGGGAGGGACUCGGAUCUUCGGCCCCUCCCAGAAGUACUCAUCCCGUGAUCUCGCCGCUCAUACGACGCUCAAACACAGGUUCCUCCUCUCUCUUUCUCUAACUCUCUCCAACUCUCUCUAUCUCUUUCUAUCUCUCUCUAACUCUCUUUCUCUCUCUAUCCCUUCUUGUAUCCAUCGUCGUGUUGUUGCAGGAGGGAUGGACAGGAUACUCUGGAGGAGGUACAGAAGAGGAACCUCCGGGAGGAGCUGGAGGAGCGAGAGCGGAGGCAUUUUUCUUCCAAGGACAAGGGUUACGCCGGUAAUUCGCAAUGUUUCUUAGGGUUUUUCUUCCGUGGUCCAUUUCAUCAUCAGCUGUCGUAGACACCAACUGUUGUACAUUUUGUUCUCGAUUUGGGCUGCGCAGAUGACAGAGAUAGAAGAAAAUCAGGCCAGCUGCUCUUAGAAGGUACGUCGGAACCCUAAAAUCAUUUCCAAUUGCGGUAAUCUUUCAUCCCCUGUUCUUGUGCUGACGGUGGUUGACUUUUCAAUCGUGAAGGGGUGAAAAGGGAGGCCGAGGACCGACUCAUCCCACGCAGUGUAGACGCGGAUGAUUCCGAUAUCGAGGCCAAAAGCGACGACGAAAGGUACGCUUUGAUGCUAUUUAUAUUUCCUUCUAAUUGAUCAGAAAAUACGGUCAAAUUCAGACACAAAAGGUCAAUGAUUCCACCCGCACGUUGAUUUUCCUACGUUCUUGGAGCUGUAGCAGCUGCCAUCUGGGGAAUCAUAAGAACUCAUCCUACAUCGCAUGGCUCAUUUUCUAAUCCGGGUCGUGUGAAUGUCGGUCGUUCAGCGACGAGGACGAUGACGAGGAUGACGCGGAGGCUCUGAUGGCCGAGCUGGAGCAGAUCAGGAGGGAACGGGCUGAAGACAAGCUCCGGAAGGUAUGUGCUUUGUCAUGACUGAGAGAUGCUCAAGAGCCUUCUUCUCUGAUCUGGAUGGUUUCUCCGAUGCAGGAGAGGCUGAGGCAGGAGGAGGAGCUGAAGGCGAAGGAGGCUGAACUGAUCAGGGGCAACCCCCUUCUCAACAACGCGGCUUCCUUCAGUGUGAAGAGGAGGUUCUGCUCUCUCUCUCUCUCUCUCUCUCGCUCUGUGUUUUAUGGGUGGGGAAUCCUUGCUGACGCGUCACACGGGGCUGCCAGGUGGGAUGAUGACGUAGUGUUUAAGAACCAGGCCCGGGGGGAAGCCAAGGCCCCAAAGCGAUUCAUCAACGACACCAUAAGGAACGACUUCCACCGCAAGUUCCUCCAUAAGUACAUGAAGUGA